AAUGCGACACCCGCUCAGCUGACCAAUGGGCGGCCCGGAUGGGGGUGUGUGGCGGCUGACGGAGUGCCAAUGGGAGAGGCUGGUGGAGCGUAGGAAGCGGCCGGCUCCUAGAUGUUAUUGAACGAGGAGAAUGAAGCUGGGAGCCUGGAGCCGGGCCUGAGGGGUCAGGGUGUACCCCGGACAACGGAGGACACACACUGCCGGCAGCACAGGUAAAUAAGAGUGAGCAGUAAGAUGAUGCUGAACUCUGACGUAGAGGUCGUGGAGGAUUGGCUUUCCCAGUUCAAGACUUUGCCUGAAUCUCAGCUAUCCUGUUAUGCAGCAACUCUCCAGCAGAAGACAAAUAUUGUGCCGGCUCUCUACAAGGUCAUUCAGGAUCCUAACAAUGACUUACUGGAACCUGUCUGUCACCAGCUGUUUGAGUUGUAUCGAAGCUCGGAGGUGAGGUUGAAGAGAUUUACGCUGCAGUUUCUGCCCGAAUUGAUCUGGAGAUAUCUGUGCAUUACAGCAAGCAGAGAGAGACAGAGCAAUGGCUGCAUUGAAGCUCUGCUUCUGGGGAUCUAUAAUUUGGAGAUAGUCGAUCGAGAUGGAAACAAUAGAGUGUUGUCAUUCACAAUCCCAUCACUGUCCAAGCCAUCAGUUUAUCAUGAGCCAUCAAGUAUUGGCUCCAUGGCCCUGACAGAAGGAGCACUAAGCCAGCACGAUCUAAUCCGCGUGGUGUACAGUGACCUUCACCCUCAGCGGGAGAACUUCACAGCUCAGAACAGAUUUGAAGUGCUGAGUUUCCUCAUGUUGUGCUACAACUCCGCAGUGGUCUCUAUGCCCAACUCCUCUUAUCGUUCCCUGUGCAAUGUGUGCUCAAGAUUGUGUAUUGCUGGUUUUCCACGACAGAGGCAGAAGCUGUGGAGUGAGACUUGUGGCCGGGUUAUGCUGGACCCAGAGUUCAUGGUGCAGCUGUUGACGGGUGUUUAUCAUACAAUAUACAACGGAGAGUGGGAGCUAGGCCAAGAAGCACUAGAGGACCUCCUGUAUCGUGCACAAUUAGAGCUGUAUUCUCAGCCACUGCUGGUUGCUAACGCGAUGAAAAGCUCAUUGCCCUUUGAUGCUCCUGACAUUUCCAAGGUGGGUAGGAAGUGUCUGAAAGUAGAAGUGACCCCAACAGUACCCAGGAUAUCUCGCACUGCCAUCACCACGGCCUCUAUACGAAGGCAUCGCUGGAAGAGAGAGGAUUGUAUAGACCUCACGGUUGAUGUUGAGUCAAGUGGCCCCACCUCCCUAAUUUGUGACUCAUCUGGAUUGGCUGGAGAACGCGAGUGGAAUGGGGAGGGCACACGAGUAUCCCCCUGGCUCGAUCAACACGGUGCUGCGGGUGGGGAGGACACCAUCCAGCUGACUGAUGCCGAUGAGGGAUUCUCGUCGGGGGCCUCCAGUAUCAGCCAGCCCAGCGGCUCCAAGAGCAGCAGCCUGAAGAAGGGCCCCCGGGAUCAGGCGCUGCUGCUGCUGAGGGCCGAGGGAGCAGCCGAGUGUAGCCGGGACCCUGGCAGCAGGAAGCUGUGCCCGACCCGCUCCGCCGCGGACACCAUGGAUCUCAGUCCAGCCAAGAGACACCUGCCACCGGCUGCUGCCGCCGGGCUUGUGCGGACGGCCAGCACGUCCUCCACCAGGUCCUUCGAGCGGCCGAGUGGGAGCCAGGCGCUGGACGGCAGCUCCAACCUGGUGCAUGGUAACUCCAAUAGUUUCUCCACCAUCAGCCUGCAGGAGGAGCGGCUGGGCCGGACUGCCGAGGCCAAGGAGCUGCUGUCCCCGGGGCCACCUCUCACUAAACAGUCCCGGUCACCCAGCUUCAACAUGCAGCUCGUUUCCCAGGUGUAGGAGGCCACUGACCCUCCCCAGCCUCACCACGCCUCUUCUCCCUACCCACCAGCUCCCCUUUCCUGUGCCCUUUUUUGGGUAACAUUUUCCCCCUCCCACACCCACCCACCUCCCCUCUUUUUAAACACUACUCUCCCCAACCCAUCCAUAUCACCCCCCCCAUCCCCCCCAACCCCAAGUAUAAAACCCCUCCAAUCUCAGCCCUCUGUAAUUCCGACUUGACAAUUAUUGGUGAGGCAAGAAGGAAUUAUUUUGUGCUGGGAGAGCAAUAAGAAAAAGGGAGCCCGUGUCUUUCCAGGCAGUGUAGACUUGUGUGUGUCCCUCCCUGCCUCCCCUCCCCCGGGUGAUGUGCAAUCUCUAUUUUGAUAAUUGUCCUGACUGAGGUUUGCUUGGAACUGAUCUGGUUCGAUCAGACCUGUCUGCCAUAGGCGAUCCUUCGACAUUCCCAGCCUUGCCCUGAUCUCGCCACUCCUCCCCAGCCCCCCUCACCCAACCAGCCUGACCCUGAUUUACCCCCUUUCCUGCUCUCUCUGCCGCCUGUCUGCCCGUCCAAACCCACCCUCUUCCCUGCCCUCCUCAAAGCCUAACCCUGACUACCUCCUUCUGUCCAGCCUACCCCACCACCUUCUUCACAACAAAUAUAUUCUGCUGCCUUCAACAUUCUUAAUGCCCACAGCUACGGAAUGCAUUCGUUAAAGUUAAUGGGGAAGCGAUUUCACCCCGCUUCUUUCCCCCACUCCACCCUCACCAAAGAAAGAUAAUAUUGCCACAACUAGGGAGCAUCUCUAAAGGAGCACUGAUAAACAGAGCAGGGAGUGUCUCUACAAGGAGCGCUGCAGAACUUUAGCAGGAAGCAUCCCGAAAGGGAAGCACUGAUAAACCAAGCAGGGAGCAUUUCUAAAGAAGCACUGGAAACAUAGGGAGCAUCGCUAAAGGAGCAUUGAAACUCAGCGAGCCUCUCUGAAGAAACACUGUGAGUGUUUAUGAAGCAGUUGGAGCAAAUCAAGGAGCGUGGCUUAUCCAUCAGAGUACUGUCAGAGCAGAGGGUGAAUAUGAGAGUGAUGUCUGAUUCACUCUGUGCAAAUCUCCUCCUCCUUUGGGGACAAGCCCCUCGUACUGUUUGCAACGCUGUCCGCUUGUCUUGUGUAUUAUAGGUUUUGAAUUGGGGUAGUUAUCUAUGUUUAUUGCAAAGAGACACGGCUAACUUAAAACUGUCAAAUGGGUGGCAAUCUCCGAAAGGAAGGUAUUCACAGUGGCCUCCAGAUCAGGUUCCUCUGUGUCACAUGGUGAAUUGGACACUCUUCCCACUGGUUGAAAAAGGCAUAUUUUACAGCUUCAGACAUCCUGUAAAAGUGUACCUUCACAAAUGAUUAUCUGAACAUCAGAUCUGGGGCUUGCUAAGUGAGGAUUGUCCAUGGUGAGCUGGGAGAAUACCUUCAGAACUCAAAAUAGCAAAAAGAAUGUCCAUCCACUCGUAUUCUGUAUCACUCUUUUUUUGUUCUUAUUUUCUUUCUACGUGUUACAUAGUUGUCCAGGGCUCUCAGACACAUUGACCAUUGGUACUCUCCAGUAGCCAUCAUUUGCCUGUGAACAUACACAAUGAAUUGACAGCAUUAUGCAACUGUGGGUUAAGCUCAGUCAGAGUUCAGCAUUACAUUCUCUUUUAGCACUGGUUACCAAUCUCAUCGCUGAUCUUGCCCAGGGUAUAUCUCACUGUGUAUCCAUGUCUGUAUGUGUGUGUGUAUGUGCGUGCGAGUUUGUGUGCAUGUGUCUGUUUAAACAGUGUUUGUGUCUGUACAGACUUGGCACCUACUAAUCGACAGAUGAUUUUCACACUCAGAUAUGUGUGCACACCUUUCCCCUGCGUGCUGAUGAGGGAGCUGCCUGUGAGCUGCUGUCUUUGUUCAGCUCACAUCAGUGCUGGGCCCUGCUGCUUUAACUGAAGUCCUUCACUGUGGGGUAAGAGCCGAUUCUUGCAGAGGUUCUGGUGGUAGUCUUAAUGGUGAAGGUUUUUAGUAUCUCUGACCGUAAGGGCAGCAUUGUGUCUUUUUUUAAAAAAAAAGAUUCCUUUGACUUGGAGCUUUCCAAUUACAAAAAAAGCUAUAAUGCCAGCCUUAUCCCAAAAAGCAUUCCCUGAAAUCCAACCCACAGUGCUUCUGGAGUGGAGUGUUCUCAGACCAGAGCAUUGCUGGAGUCAGCUGUUCUAUCCAAUUUGCAUUUGCUGGAACCGGCUUGACAGAGGUAUUUCAAUGCAGAAAAGACAACUUUCUCACACUGGCCAUAAGGGUCCAGUCACCCUGUGUUAAUACUUGGGUCAGAUGUAAGGAUCCGGACACUGUAUACACCCUCAGGCCCAGUUACAGAGGGCUAUUAGUGCCUGACUUUUUGCUGCUGAUAGAAUUUAUUGCUUUCUUUCUAGGGUGUCCCUCUGCCUCCAAAGAUACCCAUUGUUAAGCUCAACAGCAAGGUGGCUGUUGCCCCAGUGACCAGGAGUUGGCGUUUCCUUCUGGGUCUCUCUUUACGCUCUCUCUUCCUUUUUUCAGGACUUGUGCUCCAACUUUUCUGUAAGGGGAUGUUUGAGAAUUCACUUUUUUCACACAAAGUAUGCUGCCAGUUGGAGAGUGUCCCUCGAAUAGCGGGGGCCUCCUUCCAGUUUGGAGACUGACUUUGAAGGAAACACAAACACCAUGCCAGGCAGGGAUGAAGUUUAAGCUUGACCUUUUAAACUUGGAUUUGAUUAGGCUGCAGUUUUGUUACGAAAGGCAAAGAGUCAAUUCUUAGUGAAUGUAAUUUAUCUGUAUAUUGAGGUAUAAAUUCAAAUGAUUUUCUUUUGCACAUUCUGAUUUUACAUUCCAUUUAAGAGCUGGUUAUAUUGUCCUUCACUUUAAUCGUUUCACAAGUGACCCGGGUGUGAUCUCACUAUCCCAGAAGAGGUUGCAGUGGAUUCUGAACCCUCUUGCUCCUGUCUGAUCCCCAGUAAAAUGGAGGUUAACUGGAUGGUUUUCCAUGUUAACAGAGCCCCAUUACCUCUCGCCCCAUCCAUCCCCUCUGCUCCCAAUUCCACACAAGUGCAGAGAGCUGUGGAGUCUUGUUCUCUGUGGAAAUUUAAUCUGCUUUGUGUGUGUGCGCGCGCGUGUUUGGUCCUCAGUCUCGGUGCUCGUGAACAGAAAUCAACCUAUUUUGCCCAAAGAAUGUUCGAGUGAAGCGCAAGGGUGAAUCCAGUGAGAUUAGAGAGGUGGACGUGACUGCAGUGUGCGUCUGUGUAACUGCUAACUUCAUGGGGGAGGGCUGACAAGUUGCCUGCCUUCCUUAAGGCCUCCAUUUUAGCUGAAGUGAUAAGCAGCAGACCCACACCAGACUUCCUACUCUCCUAAGGGCCUGUAGAUUAAAACCAGACCUGAAUGUUUCCUGUGUUCCUGGCAGAUGCUCAGAGACAGGUCUCUGAACUGACGGUUCAGAGAAGUGAAAGUGCCAUCUGGCGGGAAGUCAGGUAUUGGUGGUUGAGUCGAUGCAUGUAAAUCUGUCGUUCUUUGAACAAAAAGUUUUUUUUAAAUUAAAAAUGAACUAUACUGUUAAUGUAAGAGAUGUGAAUGUGAUCUCGAUCUUGUAAAUACCUGUCACAGAUUAAAGAUUUUAAAUGUGUAAAUACAGGUGUAUAAACAUUCAGAUCAGUCUGCAAUGCAGAGAAAUUAUUAAUCUGUAAUCUCAGUACCUGGAAUAAAUACUGUGCUGUUUCUGGA
Stegostoma tigrinum is the source of this 5612-nucleotide messenger RNA. RefSeq names its product hyccin 2-like. Gene Ontology annotation, biological process: phosphatidylinositol phosphate biosynthetic process; protein localization to plasma membrane. The record is from RefSeq and is a predicted model, not a curated record. NCBI's taxonomy places the organism in Eukaryota, Metazoa, Chordata, Chondrichthyes, Orectolobiformes, Stegostomatidae. Gene Ontology annotation, cellular component: plasma membrane. The coding region runs from base 235 to 1872 and encodes 545 amino acids. The transcript has 12 exons.